CUUAAAUUAGCAGAAUCAGUCAAUGCAGUCACUUCAGCCAGAACUUCAGAAAUUUCAGCAGAAUCAGCCAAAACAACCGAUUUUCGUGCUACCAAACGGGCUCUAAACUUUGUCAAUUUAGAAUUCAAAAUUUCAAAUGGUCAAACUUCAAUAACUAUUCCUUCAAAAGAAUGACCAAAAUAAUACAAUGAGGCUUCCAAUUGACAAAAAUGAGACUAGAUUUCCGUAUGAACAAAAAACAGAUCAAAUAAAAAUUAAAAGACUAAAGUGCCCUCCAAGUAAUUCCCGUCCAAAUAAUGGUCUGUUUGGAUGGAGUGUUGGAAGGUGUUAGUAAUGGAAGUGUUAGUAAAAGUUGGCAGGAGCCCGAAAGGGGAGGUAAGUGUAAGUGUUGGACAUAAUCUUACCUUGUUUGAGGGAGUUAAAAAAAGAAGUGUUACUAAUGGAAGUGUUUACACUUAAAUUAACAAAAUUAUCCUUAUAUCUUUUAAAUUGUUACUACCUCCGUUCCUAAAAAUUCUUCCAAGUUUGAAUGACACGAUUAUUAAGAAAGUAGAAAUGUGUGGUUGUGGUUGUGUAAGAAAAAGGUAAAAUGAAUGUGAAUCAUAUAAAUUGUCCAAAUGGGGAAAUUGGGAACUAUUUUUUGUAACGGCCUAAAAAGGAAAGUGAGAAGUAUUUUUGGGAAAGGAUAGAGUAUUAAGUAUCCAUGAUUGCAUAAUACCAGUAGAUGAAAAAAUCAAAGAAGCCCCUGGACAUCUAGAACUCACAGGUCGCCAGGUCGGUCAUCUUCUCUAUUUUGCAACUUUUAACUAUUCGUACAUUUGAUAAUUAAAAUUGUGAUGAAAGAAAUCAAUAGCUGAGAUUGAUGCCACCAAAAAAUGAAACCCAUAUGUAUUUCAUAGAAAAGACCCAAAAUUUUACAACAGUCUGUGAAGAACUGGGGUUGACCUACCCCAUUCGAUAGUUGAAUAAGAUCAAUUUGUCCAGCUUUAUAUACGAAAUAUUAAAAUACUUCACAGUCCAAAAAAUAAUAGAGGAACUGUUAUCCCAAAUUUCAUAACCGUCCAUAGAAAAACCGAAAAAAAGAGAAGACAAAAAAGAGAGGACAAAUCUGAGAAGAAGAAGAAAAAUCGGCUCUCUGUCCGCUGCGGAUGAAGAAUGGGGAAGAACGUGGGGUAUAAAGUACUCCGUAUAAUUGAAUCUUACGCCCCGUUUGCAUUUAGUGUUAGGAAUGGAAGUGUUAGUAAGUAUUGGUAAUAAUACUUGUUUGGAAGAAAAUUUAAGAGGUGUUAAGAAGUGUUAGUAAAUGUUAGAAAGUGUUAAUAAUAAUAAUUUUCCCAAACACCUCAACUGUCCACUUUUAGAACAGUCUGAUUUGAAGUGUUUUGAGGUGUUGGACAAUUAUUACCCUUCUUAUUUAUCCUAAAAACAUAAAAUGCUUCGACAUUUCACUUUGAAUCUCUUUCCCGCAGGUCUCAUGAUCUAUCUUUUUCAUCUCUUCUCUUUACUCGUUUCUUUUGCCUCAAAGUAAAAUUAUUAAUAACUCCAUAAUUAACACUUCAUACAUUUGGCUCUCUCAAACAAGGUAAAAUUAUGUCCAACCCUUAUACUUCUCUUCCCUUCCAGACCCUUACUAACACUUACUAAUACUUCCAUUACUAACACCUCCAAACACUUCAUCCAAACAGGCCCUUAUUUUAGAAAUAAUAAGGGCAAAGGUUGUUAAAAAAAUGGUAAAUAUAAGUGUUAGGAAGGUUAUGAUUAACACCCUCAAACACUUACUAACACCUUUAAAAUCGUUUAAUUCUUCUCUCAAACAAGUGUUAAGAUAAACACUCCAUAACACUUCUUUUACUAACACCCCUUAACACUCAAUCCAAACAGGUCGUAAAAGCCCAACAACUCUGCAAUCGCUUCUUGAUCGGAUCGGAACUAUGCAUCUCUUCUUUCUCGUCUAAGUCUGGUUCUCCUCACAGCAAAGCGCCGUCGCACAGCUGCAUCACGCAUGCCACCACCUCGCGUCGCACACCAUUACGGUCACUGCACCGCCAUCCGUUGCUCCGCCGCUCUCUCUCAUGUGACGUCGUCGCCUUCGACGCUACCUUUGGCCGAUUUCUUUAUCUUCUCGUUCUGUUUGGUCGUAGGGAAGGUAAUAGGUGACUGAUAAUAAUAGUGUUCCAUUUAUGGUGUCUUAGGCUUCGUUGCGGCGGUUACAGUCUAGAUCUGAUCUGGAUGACUAGUGUUUGGGGCUAGAUCGGGCUGGGAUGGGGCUGGAGACGGAUGGAGGAUGGCUGGUUGGGCUGUUCGAAGCUAAGGAAGGGUAGAUCGGGGAUAGGGAGGGGGUGGAGAGGUGGCUGGGGAAGCUAUGGAGGGCGGUGGCCACAUGACGACAGUGGUGGCGGUCACCGGAAGAGGUGGGACGGAGGUCACUGGAGAGCGGCUGGGUUGGGCUGUUCGAAGUUGGGGAGGGGGAAUGGAGAGGUGGCUGGGGAAGCUAGGGAGGGGGCAGCCACAGGACGAUGGUGGGGGUGGUCACCGGAAGUGGUGGAGCAGAGGUCACUGGCCAGAGAAUGGAUAUGCUUGGUGGUCACCGGAGUCACUAUCGGUCGUGGUGACUAUGAAGGGUGGCGGCGGCGACUUGAUGGAGCAACAUUGCUUAUUGAGUGUGGAGACGGUGGUGAUAGGCAGUGGCGUUGGCGGUUUGAAAAAUUGUCACUACGGAUCGGUAACUGUGAUAGGCAACGACAAGUCACUAAUGAUUUUUUGUUAGUGACGGUUUUUUGGCCACUGACUGAAUUUUGUAAAUGUGUAUUUGUCACAUUCGAAGGAAGUCAUUGUGAUAUUGGUCUCAUUGGGCGAAGUAGGAGUAUGUGGGCCGGGGUCUCUGGGCCAUAUACUUCAUCAAAAGAAGUUUGGAAUAAGUGUUAGACUUAUUUAUCUAAUGACAUGCUUUAUAACUGAUGUAUUUAUAUUUUGCACACUUUUUAGAUUUAGUUUAUUGAUCAUUUUAGUUAUUAAAGUUGUAUUUUUGUACAUAUUUUUUUAUUAUUUGUUGUUAGUUUGUUUAGUGCGGUCCUAUACGUGUAUUUUAUAUUUUCAACAACUUUUGAUGCUAUUUGGAUCAUAUGUGCAUAAG
This is a messenger RNA of Cuscuta epithymum, 3133 nucleotides long. Lineage: Eukaryota; Viridiplantae; Streptophyta; Magnoliopsida; Solanales; Convolvulaceae. The record is from the annotation of a GenBank genome assembly.